GCUAUAAAAGGCACCAGAGGAAGCCACCAAGAAUCAGUGUCAAUUGUUCUGUUGCGUGAUUUUGUGGAUUAAUUCAUAAAGUGAAGAAAGUGAGAGAAUUAAUUAUGAAGAUAUCAUUGUGUGCAGCAAUUUUUGCAAUUUUUGGUUUAGCUACAGCUGAAAAAUUAAUUUUCUGCUAUCACGGGACAUGGUCGUACUACCGUCAGGGAAAUGGAAAGUUUGGCGUGGCUCAGAUUGAUCCAAAUCUCUGCACGCACUUGGUGUAUUCUUUCUUCGGGAUUGCUCCUGAAGGAGCUGUCAGGAUCCUCGAUCCUUGGCUGGAUUUGGAUGACAAUUAUGGACUUGGGAAUAUAAGGAAGUUCAAUGAACUGAAGAAUAUCAAUCCGAAACUUAAGACAAUCGCUGCUGUUGGCGGAUGGAAUGAAGGAAGUGUGACUUUUUCUAAGGUGGCAAAUGAUGCGACCAGAAGGAAGAGCUUUGUGAAGAGUUCAGUAGAAUUUCUGGAAAAAUUCCACUUCGACGGAUUGGAUAUGGAUUGGGAGUAUCCUGCUCAGCGUGGAGGAAAUACCCAGACGGACAAGAAAGCUUUCAGUUUGUUGAUCAAGGAACUUUCUGAAGCUCUCCAUGCCAAGGGAUUCACUCUAUCCGCUGCAGUUGCUUCUGCAGAAUUUUCUGCCCAAAUCUCAUACGACAUUGCGGAAAUAGGAAAAUAUCUGGAUCAUAUUGGAAUAAUGACUUAUGAUCUGCAUGGUUCUUGGGAUCAUAAGAUUGGGCACAAUUCUCCUCUGUAUGCCGGACCAUGGGAUCAAACGGUCAUAGAGAAGCAGCUCAAUGUUGACGCUGCAAUUAGUUACUGGAUUCGAAAUGGAGCUCCUCCGGAGAAGAUUCUUCUGGGAGUUCCAAGCUAUGCCCGUGGCUUUCGGAUGGUUAAUGGUCAGAGCACACCAGGAUCUCCCCAUGCAGGACCUAGUGAUCCCGGACCUUACACCGCAACUCCCGGAAUGAUGGGCUUCAAUGAACUCUGCGAGAAGCGGAAGAGUGAAAAAUGGGAAGAUCACUGGGAUGAUAAGCAAUUUGUCCCCUACGCCACUAAAGGAAGUCAAUGGCUAGGCUAUGACGAUGAGAAGAGUCUCAGACUGAAGGUGAAUUACGUUCACAGUCACAAUCUCGGCGGGGUUAUGAUGUGGUCCAUUGAAACGGACGAUUUCAAGGGAUUCUGCGGAAGAGGAACCUUCCCACUCCUCAAAGAGAUCAACUCAUCUCUUCUGGGAACCAAUAUAACCACCGAGACAACAACACCGUCAGCUAACCCUCCAUCCGUGACAACUCCUGGAGCACCUGCCACGACAACAGGAUCCUCCGAAUGCCUAGAAAAUGGCUAUAGCAGAGAUCCUCUUCACUGCGAUAUUUUCUACUUCUGCCUCGACGGUGACAAGUACCAAUUCCGCUGCCAAGAAGGUUUGGUCUUUGAUCUUGAUCUACUGUACUGCAAUUGGCCCUUCCUGGUCCAGUGCUAAACUACCCAACUCUUUUUGUAAUUUUAUUUAAAAAAAAGAUUAUAGCAUAAAAUUAAAUUAUUCCUGAAA
Molecule: messenger RNA, 1586 nt
Organism: Phlebotomus papatasi
Lineage: Eukaryota; Metazoa; Arthropoda; Insecta; Diptera; Psychodidae
Product: chitinase-3-like protein 1
Exons: 5
Coding region: 105-1517 (470 amino acids)
Biological process (GO): carbohydrate metabolic process; chitin catabolic process
Cellular component (GO): extracellular region
Molecular function (GO): chitinase activity; chitin binding
Source: RefSeq, a predicted model, not a curated record